Talaromyces proteolyticus is the source of this 1116-nucleotide messenger RNA. RefSeq names its product putative pyruvate dehydrogenase. Bases 1 to 1116 code for a protein of 371 amino acids. The transcript has 3 exons. The record is from RefSeq and is a predicted model, not a curated record. NCBI's taxonomy places the organism in Eukaryota, Fungi, Ascomycota, Eurotiomycetes, Eurotiales, Trichocomaceae. Gene Ontology annotation, molecular function: oxidoreductase activity, acting on the aldehyde or oxo group of donors, disulfide as acceptor.
AUGCAGGGAGAUGAUGAACCUUUCACAGUAUCAAUUCCCGAUGAUUCCUACGACACUUACAACAUCGAUCCGCCUCCGUACACUCUCGAGACCACCAAGAAUCAACUACGGCAGCUUUACAAAGACAUGACAGUAAUCCGGAGACUAGAAUUAACAGCAGACAGCCUCUACAAGGAGCGGAAAAUCCGUGGUUUCUGCCAUCUGUCUACUGGCCAAGAAGCUGUUUCUGUCGGCAUCGAGCACUCUAUUACCAAAGAUGAUCCUCUGAUUACAGCAUACCGUAGCCAUGGCUUUACAUACAUGCGCGGCGGUACUCUACGCUCAAUUUUCGGUGAAUUACUCGGCAAGCAACAGGGGAUAUCAUACGGAAAAGGCGGAUCCAUGCAUAUGUUUGCCAAAGGCUUUUAUGGUGGAAAUGGGAUUGUUGGUGCGCAUGUUCCCGUUGGCGCUGGCAUAGGGCUCGCGCAGCAAUAUAGCGGGAAAAAGACAAUGACGUUGGAUAUUUACGGAGACGGGGCUGCUAAUCAAGGACAGGUGCAUGAGGCGUUUAAUAUGGCCAAGUUGUGGAAUUUGCCGAUUCUGUUUGGAUGUGAAAAUAAUCAAUAUGGAAUGGGCACGUCUACCGAGAGGGCAUCUGCCAUGACGGACUAUUACAAACGGGGCCAAUACUUCCCGGGUAUCAGGAUUAAUGGAAUGGACAUUCUUGCUGUGAUGGCCGCGGUUAAAUAUGCCCGUCAAUUGAUUACCGGCGAAGACGGCGACCAUCAAGGCCCAAUACUUUAUGAAUAUGUCACGUAUCGCUACGCAGGCCAUAGCAUGUCCGAUCCCGGUAUUGCGUAUCGAACACGCGAGGAGCUUCAGGAGAAACGAAAGGAAGAUCCAAUCACUACGUUGAAGAAGAAACUGCUUGAGUUGGAGGUCAAUACGGAAGAUGAGAUUAAAGUGAUAGAAAAGGAAAUAAGAAAUCAGGUGAAUCAGGAAGUUGAAGCUGCGAAAAAGAUGGAUGACCCGCCACCAACACCAAAAACCCUAUUUCAGGAUAUUUAUGUGCGAGGAACAGAGCCGGGUUCUAUGAGAGGGAGAACCGCUUGGGAGACAUAUCAAUAUGCGGUAUAA